This is a messenger RNA of Kluyveromyces lactis, 765 nucleotides long. RefSeq names its product Pet54p (gene PET54). The transcript has a single exon. Gene Ontology annotation, molecular function: nucleic acid binding. The record is from RefSeq and is a predicted model, not a curated record. Bases 1 to 765 code for a protein of 254 amino acids. Lineage: Eukaryota; Fungi; Ascomycota; Saccharomycetes; Saccharomycetales; Saccharomycetaceae.
AUGAGGGCUGCGCAAGUACUUUGGAAGAAUGGCACGACUAAGUCCCAACUCAUGAAGGAGGUCUUCGCCACUGUUAAGAACAAUCCAGCGCCUGUGAAACCAGAUGUACAACGGCUCGCUCCGGAUACAAAGUUCCUCGUUUAUAGGACGUACAAUCCGUCUCUUACAAAAGAUGAUUUUCAAUCGUUGGUAUCGAUGAUCAGUGAUAAGGCAAAAUCAAAGGUAUUGAUGAACUCUUUUGACGUGUUCAAGUAUAGAGAUCCCAAGUUCUUCACGUUUCUCGAUCGUUAUAUAUUGAGAUUCCCGACUAAUCAUAUAAUGAAAGAAUAUUUGAUGGCAUCGCGGUUGAGUCUUUUAGAUGACAGAGCCGUUAAAUUCAAGGCAACAGACGUGGAUUCCUUGCAGCAAGAUUAUGCUAGAUACUAUAGAAACUUGGUUAAUGCCAGUAAAUCAGGGAAAGCUUAUUUUGAUGAAGUUAAGAAUCCUGUACCUAAAGAUUUGUCCGUGAACUGGUCACGUCUACAGACAAUAGAACAUAGAUCGCUUUUAGUCUGGAAUUUACCAGAAAACUGGGACCACCUCACCGUCUUUAGAAAGUUUUGGUGGUACGAUAUACAUCACAGCUUCCAAGUCUUUGUGAACUAUGAAAGGAAUACCAGGUUAACGUUCAUUCAUUUCAAUAAUGUUAGAGAUGCAUGUCUGUUCAGAAACAAUUUCCAUGGGGCGUUAGUGGAAGAUAAUAGAUUACUAAUAGAAAAGCUUUGA